This is a messenger RNA of Closterium sp. NIES-67, 3608 nucleotides long. The record is from the annotation of a GenBank genome assembly. Lineage: Eukaryota; Viridiplantae; Streptophyta; Zygnematophyceae; Desmidiales; Closteriaceae.
UUGAUCGCGCAAAACACAUCCAUCAGCAACAGCAUCCCAUCCAUGGCCAAACUUGAGACACCGCUGUAGUCACUCUCGCCGCUACACUCACAUUCAUCGCCGCUACCUCCCCAUGCUCCGCCAACACAGCGCGCGCCAUGCAUCGCGAUGGGGACGGCGGGCCUCGCGCUCGCUGCUCCUCCCCGCCCCGUCGCCGUUCCGCCUCCUCAAACUUGACACUCCGACGAUUGCGCUCACAUGCCCGCCACUUUCCCACCCUUCCGCAUCAGCCGCAUCUUUCUCUCUCCCCUCAUUUUCGUCACCGCCUCUCGCAAUGAUCUCGUCUAGCGGAUCAGCAAGCAGGCUGUUGUCUCAGUCCUCCGCGGCAUCAUUACAAUCACAUCCGAUCCAUGCCUCCCGAUCCACAUCCCCUUCCACGUCGUCCAGUCCCGCCGCAUCCGGUGCCGGCGCAGCCGCCGUCGCGCCGCCGCCGCCGGGAGGCGGAUCGAAGGGAUUCGGGGCUGGCGGCGCCGCGGUUGCUGCGGCGGCGGUGACAGGCGGCGCGUGGUACUUGUGGCGGCAACAGGAGGAGCAGCGGGAGACGGAACGGGUGGUGAAAGCGACGCAGCAGCAGCAUCCGGCGCUAACUGUGGCACCGUUGGCGGAGGCGGGAGGGGAAGAGGAACGAGUCGGGGAGAGGGGAAAUGGCGGCGCGGCGGAGAGAGGCGCGGAUCAGCGCGAGCAGGCGGUUGGGACGGGGGAAGGGGACAGUUUGGCGCAGGAAGGACGCGUGGAGAUAAGUGGCGCGAAGGGAGGAGUCGCAGGUGCGGGGAAGGAGGCGCGGAGAGUGACGGAAAAGAGCGGAGAGGCGGAAGAAGUCCCCCCGGCGACGUCAGUGGCGCAAGUAGUGGGGGAAAAGAGGGGAGCUCUGUGGAAAGAUGAAGGGGUUGCAGAUGGCGCGAGUGGGGGGGAGGGUUCGCGGAAGGCGGAACAGGCGCGGGAAGGAGAGGGGAAGUCGGAAGAAAUGAGCGGAGGGGAGGAGAAUGGAGGAGACGUGUUGUUGGGGGGGAGGGGGGGGGAGGGAGAUGGAGUAAAAAGGACGACAGAGGAGGCACAAGGCAGAGACAUCUCUAUUGCUGAGGCAGCGCUUCUGGCGCAGCUGCCAGCGCAGCUGCUGGUGGGUGUGAUGGAUGAGGCGAGGCGGCGGCAGCAGGCUGCUGAUGAGGCGGCCACGGAGGAAAGGCUCCGACAGGCGCAGGAAGCCCACGAGCACGCAGUGCUGGCGCUGCAGCAGCAGUUGCAGGGCGUGGAGGCGCGGCUGGAGGCUGUGAGAGCAGCACGGGAGAGGGAGAGGGCGAAGAUGCAGGCGGAGGCAGAGCGGGUGAAGCAGUGUAUGGUGGAGAGGCAUGAGAGGACAAUGAAGGACAAGGAGGAGGAGGGCUUAGCCAUGGCAGCAGAGGCAGGCGUGCUGGCAGAGGCGAGGGCCGUGGCGGGCAUGGCGGCUGCUGUGGCACGGCAGACAGAGGAGGUGGAGCGACUCAAGCUGCAGCUGGCAGCGCUGCAUGAGGCCUUCCGCACUCGGUCGGAGGAGGAGAGGAAACGACACGCCGGCCACUCCCUUGCCAUGCUCUGCUUUGCUCUAGAGGAUGCUGCUCUGAAUGGCACCCCCCUAUCCUUGCCCCUCGCACCCCUGCAACCCGCCUCCAUCUCCCUCCCUCCAUCCUCUCACCAAGUCACUGAUGCACCUGCAACUCAUGGUUCCAGCACCAGUGGCAGCACAGACGCAGAGGUAGUAGCAGGAGAGUCACCAGCAUCAGAUGCUCUCGUGCAUGCUGUGCUGGCCUCGCUGCCUGCCCCUGCUGCUGACCAGGGCGUGCCCACGCCAGCUCAGCUGCGGCAGCAGCUGACUGCGCUGCGGCUGUCGCUGAGUCAGCUGGGGCUCAUGCCAUCUCAGGGCGCCGGCGUGGUGGCACAUGCCUUGGCAUUUCUGGCGGCAAUGGUCAAGCUGCCUGAAACAGGAACGCAGCUGCCUGGCGGUGGCGUGGAGGCAGCAGUGGCUCGGGCCGAAGCUCUGAUGCAGGCUGGGCAGCUGCAAGCAGCAGCAGAGGCAUUGGAGGGGGCGCUUGAGGAGGAGGGCUUAGCCAUGGCAGCAGAGGCAGGCGUGCUGGCAGAGGCGAGGGCCGUGGCGGGCAUGGCGGCUGCUGUGGCACGGCAGACAGAGGAGGUGGAGCGACUCAAGCUGCAGCUGGCAGCGCUGCAUGAGGCCUUCCGCACUCGGUCGGAGGAGGAGAGGAAACGACACGCCGGCCACUCCCUUGCCAUGCUCUGCUUUGCUCUAGAGGAUGCUGCUCUGAAUGGCACCCCCCUAUCCUUGCCCCUCGCACCCCUGCAACCCGCCUCCAUCUCCCUCCCUCCAUCCUCUCACCAAGUCACUGAUGCACCUGCAACUCAUGGUUCCAGCACCAGUGGCAGCACAGACGCAGAGGUAGUAGCAGGAGAGUCACCAGCAUCAGAUGCUCUCGUGCAUGCUGUGCUGGCCUCGCUGCCUGCCCCUGCUGCUGACCAGGGCGUGCCCACGCCAGCUCAGCUGCGGCAGCAGCUGACUGCGCUGCGGCUGUCGCUGAGUCAGCUGGGGCUCAUGCCAUCUCAGGGCGCCGGCGUGGUGGCACAUGCCUUGGCAUUUCUGGCGGCAAUGGUCAAGACACCACCACCCAGCAGGUAAACAGCCAGACUCCACCACCACAUUAUAGAAUCGCCCUUAGUAUUUUGUCCUCCCUUCACCUGUUAGGGGUCUCCGGUAUUUUAGGUGCGCUCCUAUCAAUCUUGCCCUACACGAGCCAGUCAUGAGCAGCGAACCUUCACAAUUCAAGCCAGAGAAGCCUGGUGACACGGGGAACAGCUACGGAGAGGUUGAUAUGUCAGCUCCGAUCUACCAAGACGACCUGGACCGCGCGGGAGGGUUUGGAACCCGCGAUGCCAUUGGCACACCAUUUCCUGAGGCUGUAGAUGCCACUGAUUUUGAAGAAGCUGUUGGAGAGCCCGUGGAUGCUGCUGAGACUCAACCUACCGUCCCACACAUCGGCAUUGGCUACGACGAUGACCAAGCUGAGGCUUCUAUUGGUCAGGAGCCGAAUGACUUGUCAUAUCAAACGCUGAACGACUACUUCGUGCCGGCGUCCGGACAGACUCAGGGUAUUCCGAUGUUGAGGCCUCCUGGGACCGAUGCAGUGCCGAGGAUUGAUGCCUGUUUCGCCUAGUUUUACGUUCCGUUUUCCCAGCAUGUUCGCCGCUUUCGUCCGUUCAUCCGCUCAGCAGCAGUCCAAGUCUUGCUUCUUCGCCACACUUAGGAGUUGUCAUUCCGCAUGGGCGUCUGUGCAUGUUCUGCAGGUAAUGCAAAAUCGAAGUAAGGCUUGCGGUGCUUUCAAGAUGCAAGCCAUCACACUGUGAGACUCAGAGGUUUGCUCACGUGUACAUUUCUGCAGGGAUCCUGCUACAUAUUUAGAACACUGAUAGGCUGUGUGAUGGCUUGAGGUCUUCAAUUCUUCUGGCCGUCCUUGUUGCUUGUAUAUUAUCAAAGUUGCAGUGAUGGAUCUGCGGGGUCACUCUGUCUGUCCGCUCAUUUAUACCAG